GUCAGCGAGAGGUUAAGGGGAAGAGUCGCCGAGGCUGGUGGCAUUGCCAUUUUCUCCAGGAGCAGGGGACAUGAAGUGUCGAAAUGCAUUAAUUCCUUUGUCCUCAAACAAGUUUCUCAGCUUCUCUGCCGAUACUUCAGGAGGUGACCUUUCAGCGUAAUUGGAUUUGUUGUCUUUAUUUGCUUAUAAUUUACAUUUACAUUUAUGUUUAAAUGUGUGCAUUUGGCAAAUGCUUGUCUCCAAAAUGAAGUACAGCUUCAGGGCCAUGAUGAGGAGGCUAUUGUGGACCUGGGGAAAACCAGUUCCACCAUCCACACCAAUUUUGAGGAAGACGAGCUGCAGAGCCACCGUGCAGUGUACGUAGGUGUCCACGUCCCGCUUGGCAGAGAAGGCCGUCACAGACGUCGCCAUCGAGGCCACAAGCAUUCACGCACCAAGAAAGAGCGGGAUGCACCCCGAGAGGACGGCAGGGAGUCUCCCACCUACGAUACCCCCUCCCAAAGAGUCCAGUUCAUCCUGGGCACAGAAGAUGAGGAUGAAGAGCACAUCCCACAUGAUCUCUUCACUGAGCUGGAUGAACUGUCCUUCAGGGAUGGGCCCACAGGGGAGUGGAAGGAGACAGCCAGGUGGCUGAAGUUUGAGGAGGACGUGGAGGAUGGUGGUGAGCGCUGGAGCAAGCCCUAUGUGGCCACACUGUCCUUGCACAGCCUUUUUGAACUGCGCAGUUGCAUCCUCAAUGGUACUGUCUUACUGGAUAUGCGAGCCAACAGCAUUGAGGAGAUAGCAGAUAUGGUGAUUGACAGCAUGGUUGCAUCCGCGCAGCUGGAUGAGGUGCUGCGGGAGAAGGUGCGGGAGGCCAUGCUGAAGCGGCACCACCAUCAGAGCGAGAAGAAACUGAGCAACCGCAUUCCGCUGGUGCGCUCCAUCGCCGACAUAGGCAAGAAACAUUCCGAGCCACAUUUGCUUGAGCGCAACGGGGAAGGCCUCUCCUCCUCCCGCCUCUCGCUCCUGAAACCGGGCAUCUCCACCUCCAGCCUGUCGAGGCGCGAGUCCUUGGCGUCUAUCCUCCUUAGCCACCUCCUGCCCAGCCCCUCCCCCUCUGUCAGCGCCACUCCCCAAAACACUCCGCCCUCUCCUCGCCGCUCUCCAGCCCCGCUCCACCGGCCCACCCCUCAGCUGGUGGUGUCCAAUUACGAGCGGGAGGGCAUCCCCGAAGUGGUGGUGUUCCCGCCUGAGGAGGACGAGCUGACGCCCCCAACCCCACCCGGGGGAGAGGAGGCAGGCCCCGUUGGCCCGGCGAUGUCAUGUUUGCUGACACCAGAAGGUCCCGUGGUGCCUGCGUCCUCGGCCCCUGGCAACCUGGAUAGCAGCAGGGCCAGCGAGAACAGGGUUUCUAAAGGAGGGGUGAGCAGGGAGAGCAGCACGGUGGACUUCAGCAAGGUAGACAUGAACUUCAUGAGGAAGAUCCCUCCUGGAGCUGAGGCUUCCAAUGUUCUGGUAGGCGAGGUGGACUUCUUGGAGCAACCUAUUAUUGCCUUCGUCAGACUGGCACCCGCAGUACUUCUAACAGGACUCACUGAGGUUCCUGUGCCAACCAGGUUUUUGUUCUUGCUGCUGGGGCCGCAGGGCAAAGGGCCUCAGUACCAUGAGAUCGGCAGGUCCAUAGCCACUCUGAUGACUGAUGAGAUUUUCCACGAUGUUGCAUACAAGGCCAGAGACCGAACAGACCUUUUGUCUGGGAUAGAUGAGUUUCUAGACCAGGUGACCGUGUUACCCCCUGGAGAGUGGGACCCCACGAUACGAAUAGAGCCCCCAAAGAGCGUCCCCUCACAGAUGAAGCGGAAGAUGCCUCCUCUGGCCAAUGGUUCACCUGCUGCAACUGAGGCAGAGAAGGAGGAUGAUCACCAUGCCGGACCAGAGCUGCAGAGAACGGGGCGGGUCUUUGGCGGCCUGGUGAUGGACGUGAAGCGCAAGGCCCCAUUUUACUGGAGCGACCUGCGCGAUGCCCUCAGCCUGCAGUGCCUGGCCUCAGUCCUCUUCCUCUACUGCGCCUGCAUGUCCCCUGUGAUCACUUUUGGGGGGCUGCUUGGGGAGGCCACCAAGGGCAACAUUAGUGCCAUUGAGUCCUUGUUUGGGGCAUCACUCACGGGCGUGGCCUUCUCCCUGUUUGCCGGACAGCCCCUCACCAUCCUGGGCAGUACUGGGCCCGUCCUGGUCUUCGAGAAGAUCCUCUUCAAGUUCUGCAAAGACUAUGGCAUGUCCUACCUGUCCUUGCGCACCAGCAUUGGCCUGUGGACUGCGUUCCUCUGCUUAGUGCUGGUGGCAACGGAUGCCAGCUCGCUUGUUUGCUACAUCACUCGCUUUACUGAGGAGGCUUUUGCUGCCCUCAUCUGCAUCAUCUUCAUCUAUGAGGCGCUGGAGAAGCUCUUCCACUUGGGCGAGAUGUUCCCUGUCAACAUGCACAACAACUUGGACAACCUCACCCUCUACACGUGUCAGUGCUCACCACCAGCCAACACUUCUGUUCAAGCUCUGCAGUUCUGGAACCAGACAGGUCUGAUGCCUUCCUCCAUCCCCUGGAGUGAGCUGAAUGUAUCAAUGUGCCGACAGCUCCAUGGAGAGUUUGUUGGUCCUGCUUGUGGACCCCACGGCCCAUUUAUCCCCGAUGUGCUCUUUUGGUCCAUCAUCCUCUUCUUCACCACCUUCUUCCUCUCAUCUUUUCUGAAGCAGUUCAAGACAGAACGCUACUUCCCCACUAAGGUGCGCUCUACCAUCAGUGACUUUGCUGUAUUCCUCACCAUAAUGAUCAUGGUGCUCGUGGACUACCUGGUGGGCAUUCCCAGUCCAAAACUCCAUGUACCUGACCGCUUUGAGCCCACCUCCAAGCACCGGGGUUGGUUUAUUGACCCAUUGGGUAGGAACCCCUGGUGGACCAUGCUGGUUGCAGCCAUACCUGCCAUGCUGUGUACCAUCCUCAUCUUCAUGGACCAGCAGAUCACAGCUGUCAUCAUCAACCGUAAAGAGCACAAACUCAAGAAAGGCUGCGGGUACCAUCUGGACCUGCUGGUGGUGUCAGUGAUGCUGGGCGUGUGCUCGGUCAUGGGCCUGCCCUGGUUCGUGGCCGCCACUGUGCUCUCCAUCUCCCACGUCAACAGUCUAAAGGUGGAGUCGGAGUGUUCGGCCCCUGGGGAGCAGCCCAAGUUCCUGGGCAUCCGUGAGCAGAGGGUCACUGGCCUCUUGAUUUUCGUCCUUAUGGGUCUGUCUGUCUUCAUGACAUCUGUGCUUAAGUUCAUUCCCAUGCCUGUUCUCUAUGGAGUCUUUCUCUACAUGGGAGUGUCUUCACUGAAAGGCAUUCAGUUCUUUGACCGGAUUAAGCUGUUUGGCAUGCCAGCCAAGCACCAGCCAGACCUGAUCUAUCUGCGCUACGUGCCUCUGUGGAAGGUUCACAUCUUUACCAUCAUCCAGCUCACCUGCCUGGUGCUCCUCUGGGUCAUCAAGGCUUCGGCCGCUGCUGUAGUUUUCCCUAUGAUGGUGUUGGCCCUGGUCUUUAUCCGCAAGCUGCUGGACUUCAUCUUCACCAGCAGGGAACUCAGCUGGCUGGACGACCUGAUGCCAGAAAGCAAGAAGAAGAAGGAAGAUGACAAGAAAAAGAAGGAGAAAGAGGAAGCUCAGCGCUCACUGCAGGUAGCAGAGGUUGAGGCGGAUGCUGAGGCUGCAAGUAGCUCCUAUGCCAGCAGCAACCUGUUAAAGAUCCCAGUGGACAAACUGCACAGCAGAUCAUACAGAGUAUUCUCACACUCCUCCUCCAUGGAAGAGGACUCUGUAGGGUCAAGAGAAGGUGGCAUGUGUUAGGAUCACUGUGGAGGAAGAGUGGGGGCGGGGCGUGCAGGCAGAGACAGCGCUUUGAGGAGGAGUGCCUCCUUGUUCCAUGAACAUCAGUUGGAAGAGCUGCCGCCUCGCCCUGGUGCUCCAGGGCAGCCAGUGGUCUUCUGACAGUGGUGGAGUGCAGGGCUGGGUGUGUGUGCCGCCACCCUGACCCCCCUUUUGCAGAAGGCACAACCUGGAGCCAUCAGUAUUGAUCAAGGCCGUUGGCCUGCUCUGCACACAGCCAGCAAGAAGCCAACGUGCACCAUGCCAAAGGAAGGGGCAACGUUGUCAAGGUGCAGCCUUUCUCAGAUAUUCCCGAAUCGUUGUCGUUUUAGUCUGCUGUCAUCUACUGAUGUCAUAAUUCCAAGUGCAACACGCCCGUCUGACUGAAAUGAGGCGUGCGUCACCCGACACUCACUGUACACUAUUAGUCCUGCUAGAAGAAACAGUCAUUUCAGUGAGUGACUCCUUCUUCCUGAAUCACAAAAUGUAACUUCAGGUUAUACAAGCACAACACAAGUUAUUUAAUUUCUUUUGCUUCAUGUACCCAUAAGCAAAGCCAUAAGUGGAUCACAUGAGCAGUUCUCUGUUGUGACAUUUGUGCAUAUAUUUUGGAGUUUGUCAGUCCUGUUCAGUGUUCAUUGCAGCCUGGGCGCUAGACUGCGUCAAUAGCCACUGUCCGUUAUAGUUCAGUGGUCAGCAGUAGCCGUUACAAUCCAACUGAUGACACCAGCUAAAAGGUUUGCUGUUGAGAAAAACAAAAAAAAAAGAAAGAUUUUAAUGUGGUUUACAUGUGUUAACAUUCACUGUAUUGGGAGAAUAGAUUGUUUGGAUUUUAAAAAUUUGUUCUGUAGUUCAUUUUAUUUAUUUCAAUUAGAACGUUCUUAAAAGCCAUGUGGUUUAGGAAACGGGAGACAACAUUGUCAGUAAGUUCGUAUGAACUAAUUUCAGACACUUGGUCUGUUAGUCAUUAUGUCAAUGGGACAGACAAUAUAUUUAAUGUUUAAUAAAGUCAGUUUAAUAGGCCAUAUAUGGUAUAGUUUGCUAUCAUGUUAUGGGAUAUAUAAUAAACUAUUAAAGUACCCAUUAGAAAU
Molecule: messenger RNA, 4961 nt
Organism: Scleropages formosus (Asian bonytongue)
Lineage: Eukaryota; Metazoa; Chordata; Actinopteri; Osteoglossiformes; Osteoglossidae
Product: sodium bicarbonate cotransporter 3-like
Exons: 26
Coding region: 205-3852 (1215 amino acids)
Biological process (GO): regulation of intracellular pH; transmembrane transport; bicarbonate transport
Cellular component (GO): apical plasma membrane; plasma membrane; basolateral plasma membrane
Molecular function (GO): monoatomic anion transmembrane transporter activity; solute:inorganic anion antiporter activity; sodium:bicarbonate symporter activity
Source: RefSeq, a predicted model, not a curated record